AUAUCAUUGAUAAAUUUCAGAUAAAAAUGGCUGGAUUGGAUUUCAACUAUGUAGGUUUAGUGCAAGAAAAAUGCACCAAGAAGGGACUACCAAAUCCAGUUUAUACGGAUGGUGCCGUAUCCGGGUUGGAUCACUCAAAACAGUUUGUCAUAAGUUGUAAGUUGGGUACAAUACUAGAAAGCGGAGAGGGGUCUACUAAGAAGGAAGCUAAGAGGAACGCAGCCAAGAAGGUUUAUGAGAAGUUGGAAGAGGGGGAUGUGGCCAUCUUUUCUACGGAAAUAUCUACUCUAAGUAUUGAUGCGAAGGAUAUUAUUGAGAAGGUUUCAUCUUUUACUGGUUUAACUGUUGAGGUUAUGACCGUGGAAGCUGCAGAGAAGGUUGCAAGUUUCUACAGAAGCCUGAGGAAUGCAAGCGGACCAAAGAUAUCUGAACUGCAGUCCAAACCUGACUCGACUAGUAGUGAUAAAGAGUUCUGGAAAAUAUUAUCUGAAGUUGCUGCUGAACAAAACUUCAAGGUGGACUACACUGAGAUAGAGGAGGGGUCGGACGAAGAUGAAGCUCAGUGUAUGAUUAGAGUUGGAGAUCUCCCGGCAACAAUCACCUUCGGUCUAGGAAAGGACAAGGAGAUGGCUAGGAACGAGGCUGCCAGGGCUGCUCUACAGUACAUGAGAAUUCUGGUUUCACAGCUGAGUUAGAAACUAGGAUUCUGUAUUCCGACUUCAGAGCAUGUAAACAGACUCAUCUGUUCUAUCAAUAAAUGUAAAAAUUAUCCGUUGAUUCUGUAUUCCGACUUCAGAGCAUGUAAGCAGACUCAUCUGUUCUAUCAAUAAAUGUAAAAAUUAUCCGUGAUUCUGUAUUCCGACUUCAGAGCAUGUAAGCAGACUCAUCUGUUCUAUCAAUAAAUGUAAAAAUUAUCCGUUGAUUCUGUAUUCCGACUUCAGAUCAUGUAAACUGACUCAUCUGUUCUAUCAAUAAACGUAAAAAUUA
Molecule: messenger RNA, 987 nt
Organism: Eurytemora carolleeae
Lineage: Eukaryota; Metazoa; Arthropoda; Copepoda; Calanoida; Temoridae
Product: RISC-loading complex subunit tarbp2
Exons: 8
Coding region: 27-695 (222 amino acids)
Source: RefSeq, a predicted model, not a curated record